CAUAUUAUAUAUAUAUAUAAAUCGUAUAUAAUAAUAGUAACAUAGUUCUACAAGACUGAUUAUAACGGAGUAGUAUUCACCGCCAUGGAAGCUUAGACAGUAUACAUACUCCUUCGUAUAUAGGAUUUUAGAGAGAGAAAAAUCGACCGCUAAGCUACAUCAUCAUUAUAAGAGAGCACCAUCAACAAUUAACACUUGCCUCUUCCUCCUUUCAACAGUUAUUCUCUUCUCUCUCUAAAAAACUAUAUAUAUAUACAUGUAUAUGUAUCUAUCUAUAGACGUGUAUGCCCAAGCAACGUAACCUAUCAUUCCCUAAUUCUUCCCGAAUCUAGAUUGGAUUUUGCGUUUGGUAGAGAAAUCUGUUCGGAUUAUAGGGUUUCUGAUUGGAGAUUUUGGGGAUUGGAGAGCUGAUUCGAGAAAGAUUCGAUCUUUUUCGUUUGUGGGAAGCGAUUGAAUUCGAAUAUUAUUAAUUUAUUUUUUUUAGGGUUUGGAGAUGAUGAGAGUUUGUGAAUCGGGAAGCGUUUGAUCGCCGUUUAUCGGCGAGGCGAUUCGGGGUUUUGAGGGGGCUGGGUUUUUGUAUGGAAACUCGGAGCCGGAAGCGGGCGGAGGCCACCUCGUCAGCGCCUUCUUCUUCUUCGUCUGGUCCAACCACCCGUUCCACCAAGCGAGCUCGUCUUUCCGCCACCGCCACUGCCGCCGCAGCUGCUUCUUCGUCUUCAGUUCCCACCACUAACCCCGUCGUCGUUUCAUCAAUCUCGACUCGUUCACGAACUACUCGGUCCCAAGACUCUCUGGCUUCUUCCACUCCCAUGGAUUCCACCAACGAAUCGUCUGGCUCUGCUGCCCGGCGUGAGCCCGGUGGCCGACGUGGAAAGAAUCAGGGUUCAGAUAAGGAUAACUCGGAUAAAGGAAAGGAAAAGGAGCAUGAAGUUAGGGUUAGGGAUAGAGAGAGGGAAACCGAGAGGAGCUUAGGGUUGAACAUAGACGGUGGUGGUGGGUUAGACGACGAUGAUAAUGACAGUGAGGGCGGUGUUGGGAUUUUGCAUCAGAAUUUGACCUCUGCAAGUAGUGCACUUCAAGGGCUCCUUCGCAAAUUGGGAGCAGGAUUGGAUGAUUUGCUUCCAUCAUCGGCUAUGGGAUCUGCCUCGUCAUCGCAUCAGAGCGGCCGUCUCAAGAAGAUAUUAUCUGGGUUGCGAGCAGAUGGCGAGGAGGGGCGGCAAGUUGAGGCAUUGACACAGCUUUGUGAAAUGCUAUCGAUUGGAACUGAGGAUUCCCUCAGUACAUUCUCUGUGGACUCUUUUGUUCCUGUGCUCGUGGGGCUGCUUAACCAUGAGAGCAAUCCUGAUAUCAUGCUCCUUGCUGCCAGGGCGCUGACCCAUCUGUGUGACGUGCUACCGUCAUCGUGCGCUGCAGUUGUGCAUUAUGGUGCUGUUUCCUGUUUUGUUGCUCGGCUGCUCACAAUUGAGUACAUGGACUUGGCUGAACAGUCACUGCAAGCUUUAAAGAAGAUAUCUCAGGAGCACCCAACAGCUUGUUUGAGAGCUGGCGCACUUAUGGCAGUACUUUCGUAUCUUGAUUUCUUCUCCACAGGAGUUCAGCGAGUAGCAUUGUCUACUGCUGCAAAUAUGUGCAAGAAACUCCCUUCAGAUGCAUCUGAUUUUGUGAUGGAAGCUGUUCCUUUGUUGACAAACCUUCUUCAGUACCACGAUGCGAAGGUGUUAGAGCAUGCGUCUGUUUGCUUGACUAGAAUUGCUGAGGCAUUUGCAUCAUCUCCAGAUAAGCUGGAUGAACUUUGCAAUCAUGGACUAAUUACACAAGCUGCCUCACUUGUUUCCACCAGUAGUUCUGGAGGUGGUCAGGCAUCUCUUAGUACACCAACAUACACGGGCUUAAUCAGGCUGCUUUCAACAUGUGCAAGUGGUUCACCUCUAGGAGCCAAAACUUUGUUACUCCUUGGGAUCAGUGGCAUUCUUAAAGAUAUACUAUCAGGUUCUGGCCUUGUUGCAAGCAUAUCUGUUUCCCCGGCCUUAAGUAGACCGCCAGAGCAGAUAUUUGAGAUCGUGAAUCUUGCAAAUGAGCUUCUUCCCCCACUUCCUCAAGGAAUCAUCUCUCUUCCAGCCAGCACUAAUUUGUUUGUUAAAGGAUCUUUGUCAAAGAAGUCUACUGUCAGUAGUUCUGGCAAACAAGAAGAUACAAAUGGAGGUGUGCCUGAGGUUUCAACUCGUGAGAAACUAUUAAAUGAUCAACCAGAACUUUUGCAGCAAUUUGGAAUGGACAUUCUUCCAGUUCUGAUUCAGAUAUAUGGAUCCAGCGUGAAUGGUCCUGUUCGCCACAAAUGUCUCUUAGUUAUUGGAAAAUUGAUGUACUUCAGCUCUGCAGAUAUGAUCCAGUCUUUAAAUAGCGUGACAAACAUAUCGAGUUUCUUAGCUGGGGUUUUAGCAUGGAAGGAUCCACAAGUUUUGAUUCCUGCUCUUCAGAUAGCCGAGAUUCUAAUGGAAAAGCUUCCUGGGACUUUCUCAAAGAUGUUUGUGAGAGAAGGUGUUGUUCAUGCUGUAGAUGCACUUAUAGGAACUGGGUCCUCUAGCACUGCUCCUUCCCAACCAUCUUCAAAUGAGAAGGAUAAUGAUUCUAUACCUGGAACAUCAUCACGUUCUAGGCGUUAUCGACGACGUGGUGCUAACUCAAACCCAGAUGUAAGUUCAACUGAAGAUUCAAAAAGCUCGGUUCCGAAUGUUGGUUCACCUCCUUCAGUAGAAAUUCCAACCGUCAAUUCUAGUCUUCGGAUGGCAGUCAGUUCAUGUGCCAAAGUUUUUAAAGAUAAAUACUUCCCUUCGGAUAGUGGGACCAGUGAAGUUGGAGUUACAGAUGAUCUUCUACAUUUAAAGAAUCUUUGCAUGAAGCUGAAUGCUGGCAUUGAUGAUCAAAAGACUAAAUCAAAGGGAAAGUCCAAAGCCACUGGAAUUUUUGCCGAUAUUUCUGGUAGUAAAGAGGAGAAUUUGGUCGGGGUAAUAUCUGAGAUGCUAGCAGAGCUUAGCAAAGGGGAUGGUGUGUCCACUUUUGAGUUUAUUGGUAGUGGAGUUAUUAAUGCUUUACUGAACUAUUUUUCAUGUGGAUGCUUCUCGAAGGAAAGAAUUUCAGAUGCUAACCUGCCCAAGCUUCGACAACAAGCAAUCAGAAGAUACAAGUCAUUUGUUGCAGUCUCCCUCCCUUCGAGUGUUGAUGAAGGGAACCUGGCUCCUAUGAGUGUGUUAGUUCACAAGCUUCAAAGUGCCUUGUCCUCCUUAGAGCGCUUUCCAGUGGUGCUGAGCCAUUCUUCUAGGUCAUCUAGUGGAAAUGCACGCCUAUCUUCUGGUCUAAGUGCAUUGUCCCAGCCAUUUAAGUUGCGUCUUUGUCGAGCACAGGAAGAUAAAUCUCUCCGUGAUUAUUCUUCAAAUGUUGUACUAAUUGAUCCAUUAGCAAGUUUAGCAGCUGUGGAAGACUUUCUUUGGCCUCGAGUUCAACGAAGUGAGUCUGGACAGAAACCCUCAUCAUCGGUGGGGAACUCUGAGUCUGGUACAACACCUGGAGCUGGUGCUUCAUCACCAUCUUCUUCUACUCCUGCUUCCACCACUCGUCGCCCUUCUACUAGAUCCAGAUCGUCUGUUAAUAUAGGAGACACAGCAAAAAAGGAGUUGUCUGAAGAAAAAGACACAAAUUUGUCGAAGGGAAAGGGUAAAGCUGUCUUGAAGCCUGCUCAAGAGGCAAGAGGACCACAAACUAGAAAUGCUGCCCAUAGAAGAUCAGCUUUGAAUAAAGAUGCACAAAUGAAGCCAGUAAAUGGGGACUCUAGUUCUGAGGAUGAGGAGUUGGAUAUAUCUCCUGUUGAAAUUGAUGAUGCGUUGGUGAUCGAAGAUGACGAUAUCUCAGAUGACGAUGAAGAUGACCAUGAUGAUGUGCUAAGAGAUGAUUCUCUUCCAGUUUGCAUGUCAGACAAAGUACACGACGUUAAACUGGGUGACUCAGCUGAUGAUAAUCCUGUUGGUCCUGCAACAAGUGAUAGCCAGACCAAUCCAGCUUCUGGUUCUAGUAGUAGAGCAGCCACGCUUAGGGGCUCGGAUUCUACAGAAUUUAGGAGUGGGAAUUCUUUCGGUUCAAGAGGUGCAAUGUCAUUUGCCGCUGCUGCCAUGGCUGGGCUUGCAUCUGCAAAUGGUAGGGGCAUAAGGGGAGGCAGAGACCGGCAAGGGCGCCCUCUGGUUGGUUCUAAUGAUCCUCCUAGACUAAAAUUUUCUGCAGGUGGGAAGCAGCUUAACAGGCACUUGACUAUCUAUCAGGCCAUUCAACGUCAGCUUGUGUUGGAUGACGAUGAUGAUGAGAGGUAUACUGGAAGUGAUUUUGUUCCUAGUGAUGGAAGCAGGUUGUGGAGUGAUAUUUACACCAUUACGUACCAAAGGGCAGACACCCCAAGUGAUAGGACCUCUGUUGGGGCUUUAAAUUCUACUACCCCAUCUAAAUCUACAAAAGUUGGGUCUACAUCGAAUUCCAAUUCUGACUCCUCAUUGCAUCGAAUGUCACUUCUCGAUAGCAUUUUGCAAGGGGAACUUCCUUGUGAUCUGGAAAGAUGUAAUCCUACUUACAAUAUAUUGGCAUUAUUGCGUGUAUUAGAGGGUCUGAAUCAGCUCGCACCUCGUUUAAGAGUCCAGGCAGUGACUGACAUUUUUUCCAAAGGGAAGAUUUCGAAUCUAGAUGAGCUGAGUGCUACUGGUAUCAAGGUUCCUUCUGAGGAUUUUAUCAAUAGUAAGCUCACUCCAAAAUUGGCCCGACAAAUCCAGGAUGCCCUUGCCCUUUGUAGUGGUAGUCUUCCUUCAUGGUGUUAUCAGUUGACAAAAGCAUGUCCAUUCUUGUUUCCUUUCGAGACAAGGCGUCAGUACUUCUAUUCUACUGCUUUUGGGUUGUCUCGUGCAUUGUAUCGCCUUCAACAGCAGCAGGGUGCUGAUGGUCACGGAUCAGCCAAUGAGAGAGAGGUGAGAGUUGGGAGGUUACAGCGCCAGAAAGUCCGUGUGUCCCGAAAUCGCAUUCUGGAUUCUGCUGCAAAAGUCAUGGAGAUGUACUCAAGCCAAAAGGCUGUUCUUGAAGUAGAAUAUUUUGGUGAAGUUGGCACUGGAUUGGGUCCUACCUUGGAAUUUUACACUCUUUUAAGUCAUGACUUGCAAAAAGUUGGACUGGGAAUGUGGAGGUCAAAUUUUUCAUCAAAUGAACCUCCAAUGGAAGCUGAUGGAGAUAAACAGAAGAAUAGGAAAACCAAUAAUGUCACUGGUUUGGAUACUGCUGUGGGUGAUAGAGAUCUUGUCCAUGCUCCUCUUGGGUUGUUUCCUCGUCCUUGGCCUCCAAAUGCUGAUGCUUCUGGUGGUAGCCAAUUUUCAAAGGUUAUUGAAUAUUUUCGGUUGGUUGGGCGUGUGAUGGCCAAAGCGCUUCAAGAUGGGCGACUCUUGGACUUGCCACUUUCAACAGCAUUGUACAAGCUUGUGCUUGGUCAUGAGCUAGAUUUACAUGACAUCUUUUCCUUUGAUGCCGAAUUCGGGAAGACGUUGCAAGAAUUGCAAGCCCUUGUUUGCCGGAAACAAUACCUAGAAUCUAUGGAUGGUCAUAGUUGUGAUGGAAUUGCUGAUUUAUGUUUUCGUGGGGCUCCAAUUGAAGAUCUCUGUUUGGAUUUUACCCUUCCUGGUUAUCCAGAUUACAUUUUGAAACCAGGCGAUGAUAAUGUGGAUAUUAAUAACUUGGAGGAAUACAUUUCUCUGGUUGUUGAUGCUACUGUCAAGACAGGGAUUACACGGCAAAUGGAAGCAUUUAGAGCCGGAUUUAAUCAGGUGUUUGACAUCUUGACCCUACAAAUAUUUUCUCCGCAUGAGUUGGACUAUUUGCUUUGUGGCCGUAGAGAAUUAUGGGAGGCAGAGACACUUGUAGAUCACAUCAAAUUUGAUCAUGGAUACACUGCCAAGAGCCCUGCAAUUCUUAAUUUACUUGAGAUUAUGGGUGAAUUCACCCCGGAGCAGCAACGAGCUUUUUGUCAAUUUGUUACUGGUGCACCUCGGCUUCCGCCUGGUGGUCUGGCAGUGCUGAAUCCAAAGUUGACUAUUGUUAGAAAGCAUUCUUCAAGCACUGGUAACACAAUGUCGAAUGGGAUUGGAUCAUCAGAAUCUGCGGAUGAUGACUUGCCUAGUGUGAUGACAUGUGCCAAUUACCUGAAACUUCCUCCCUACUCCACCAAGGAAAUUAUGUUCAAGAAACUACUCUAUGCAAUCAGCGAAGGGCAGGGAUCUUUUGAUUUAUCAUGAUUCUUCAAACUGACUAGUUGAGCUGUGCUUUCGGGGUCUUUUCUUAACUGAGCUGAUUUUAGUUAGCAUCUAUUCUGCUCAAUAAUGGCUUCCUUUUUUCGGCCUACCCAAAUAGCGGCACUCUUGAGGUCAGUUUCUCUAUAUUCAUGGAGGAUGUAUGGUUGAAUUAUGUUAUCGGGACGAAUAAGAUCAGCGGGUUUAUUUGGGUCCAGGUUGACCGAUUUGUCGCCUGUUCAGAGAAGCUUCUGUUGUGGAAGGAAUUUGUGGAGCUCUUUUCUUCUGCUGCAAGUGUUUGUAAAUAAAUAGGAAAUUGUCAUAUUUAUCUUUUCUUUCAACUUAUUGGCUGGUGGAGAGUUUUAUACAUGUAUGGGCAUGUAUUUUUUGCCCUUACUCUUUUUUCCAUUCUAAAUUUAGUGAUCUUUGCUGCUAACAAAAUUUUUCUUUUUUCAGAACAAUAAAAAUUAGUGUAAAAAGGAAAAAAUCUUGAGAUUUAUUAUUAUUAUUAUUUUUUACUUA
Cornus florida is the source of this 6827-nucleotide messenger RNA. RefSeq names its product E3 ubiquitin-protein ligase UPL3-like. Lineage: Eukaryota; Viridiplantae; Streptophyta; Magnoliopsida; Cornales; Cornaceae. Gene Ontology annotation, biological process: proteasome-mediated ubiquitin-dependent protein catabolic process; protein polyubiquitination. The transcript has 17 exons. Bases 579 to 6311 code for a protein of 1910 amino acids. Gene Ontology annotation, molecular function: ubiquitin protein ligase activity; protein binding. The record is from RefSeq and is a predicted model, not a curated record.